AGCAAGCUGAGAACCAAUCCUGCACCCAGUUACCCAGAAUUCUGAGUACACAGCUUCCUGAAAUGGCGGUCAGCACCUGUAGCCUCUUGGCCGUUGCCAUGGCCCUCGCUCUCCUAAGCGGCAACAUGGCCCACGCCAGCCGCCUCCUGGCGGACACCACUGAGGCAGCAUCCCCCACUGCAACGCCUGCCGCCGUCCCAGGCAUCGCCGCACCCAAGCCGCCGGUGCCCACCAUGCCUACAAUGCCACCGGUGCCAACCGUGCCCACGGUCACCACGCCGCAGGUCACGGUGCCGCCGAUGCCUGCCGUGCCGGCGAUCACCGUCCCGCAGCUCACCAUCCCCCCCAUGCCGACCGUGCCCGCGAUCACCGUGCCCCAGGUCACGUUGCCGCCCAUGCCGGCCGUCCCCACGGUCACGAUGCCGCCCAUGCCCGCCGUUGUUGUGCCGAAGGUGACGAUGCCGCCAAUGCCUGCAAUUCCAUCCAUCUCCAUCCCCAAGAUGACAUUGCCUCCGAUGCCUUCCAUUCCUACCGUGAACGUGCCAAUGCCGUUCCUCGCGCCACCUCCUUCGGCAUAGGCCCGGAGCAGAGCACCGGAGCGGAAUUCUACAUCGAUCGUCCAGUGAUUUUGGCUUUGCUUACUUGAUUCAUCAUUGGUUCGGUGGUGAAUCUUGGUCAUGACGGGUGUCAUUCACCGUUCGCCACCUUGUUUACAUCAUACGGUUCCUAUCUGUGUGUGUGUUUGUGUAGUACGUACGUAGCAUUAGGCUUGUCAAUGGCCGUCUCUUUUUCUUUCUCUUUGUAUUGAGUGUUUACACUGGACAUGUAUGUCAUUUUUAUUACAUUUAUGUCAGACGUAUACUGAUAUGCA
This is a messenger RNA of Hordeum vulgare subsp. vulgare (domesticated barley), 871 nucleotides long. Its product is annotated as protein PELPK1-like. The coding region runs from base 63 to 578 and encodes 171 amino acids. NCBI's taxonomy places the organism in Eukaryota, Viridiplantae, Streptophyta, Magnoliopsida, Poales, Poaceae. The transcript has a single exon. The record is from RefSeq and is a predicted model, not a curated record.